Molecule: messenger RNA, 204 nt
Organism: Adineta ricciae
Lineage: Eukaryota; Metazoa; Rotifera; Eurotatoria; Adinetida; Adinetidae
Source: the annotation of a GenBank genome assembly
AUGAUACGCUUCCUUUUCGAUAAAGAUAAAGAAUUAGUAUGGCAGUUGAUUAAUGAAAACGGAACAUCCAUACAUAUUUAUAUUUCAAUAUUGCUGAUCGAUCAGUUGCUCCAUUCUCACAAGACCUCUUCACCCACUCACGCCAUCUAUAUACCCGAUGAUUUUAUUUACUUUUUUUCAAAAUCUUCAACACAGACAAGAUGA